AUGGACAAAGAAUGGACAAAAUCCGCUAGAGAGAGUGAAGAGUAUGAAAUUGGUCUUAAUUAUUUUCUAGACUACGCAUACACCAAAGGAAAACCCCGUGGAAAAGAGAUUUUGUGCCCUUGUGCUACAUGUUACAACAGCAGAUGGUUUACAAGGAAUGCAGUACGAAAUCAUUUAAUAGCAUUUGGGUUUCAAAAAGGAUAUGAUGUUUGGGUUCGUCAUGGUGAGAAGAUACGGAAACCCAAUGAUGUUAAUGAUAAUCAUAUGAAUGAUGCAAAUGAUCAAGUUGACGAUAUUGAUGGACUGUUGUCUGAAAGAUUCAGAGGUGUCGCACAAGAAGACUACAGAGUUAAUGAAGGCCCCAACGAAGAUGCAAAAAAGUUUUAUAAUCUAAUCGAAGAAUCCAAACAAGAGUUGUAUCCGGGUUGCAAAACAUUCUCUAAAUUGUCGUUCAUCAUUCGGCUAUAUUUAUUGAAGUGUCUUUAUGGUUGGAGCAAUACAUCAUUCAAUGCACUCUUAGAGUUGUUGAGAGAAGCUAUGCCUUUUUUGAACAUCCCUGAUACGUUCAAUAAAACUAAAAGCAUGAUAAAGGACUUGGGGAUGGAUUAUAAAAAGAUUGAUGCUUGCCCUAAUGAUUGCAUGAUCUAUUGGAAAGAUCAUGAGAAUGAUACUUCUUGCCAUGUUUGUGGUGCUCCACGGUGGAUUGAAAAUGAAGAAAAUCAUGAGGUUGAAAAAAAUCAUAAAUCUCAUAAAGUUUCGGCGAAAGUUUUGAGACACUUUCCCUUGAUUCCGAGACUUCAACGGUUGUUCAUGUGUUCAAAGACGGCUAGCUUAUUAAGUUGGCAUGACAGAGAUCGUUUAGAUGAUGGGAAGUUGAGGCAUCCUGCAGAUGGAGAGGCAUGGAAAGAAUUUGAUAAAUGUCAUCCUGAAUUUUCUGUUGAGUGGUUUUAA
Messenger RNA from Medicago truncatula (barrel medic), 951 nucleotides. RefSeq lists its product as uncharacterized. The record is from RefSeq and is a predicted model, not a curated record. The transcript is spliced from 2 exons. Lineage: Eukaryota; Viridiplantae; Streptophyta; Magnoliopsida; Fabales; Fabaceae. The coding region runs from base 1 to 951 and encodes 316 amino acids.